Messenger RNA from Gadus macrocephalus (Pacific cod), 3188 nucleotides. It is a transcript of the gene socs2, whose product is annotated as suppressor of cytokine signaling 2. Gene Ontology annotation, cellular component: phosphatidylinositol 3-kinase complex. Gene Ontology annotation, molecular function: 1-phosphatidylinositol-3-kinase regulator activity. Gene Ontology annotation, biological process: phosphatidylinositol phosphate biosynthetic process; intracellular signal transduction. The coding region runs from base 323 to 1180 and encodes 285 amino acids. Lineage: Eukaryota; Metazoa; Chordata; Actinopteri; Gadiformes; Gadidae. The transcript has 3 exons. The record is from RefSeq and is a predicted model, not a curated record.
UGGAAAGUUCCUGGAAAUGGUUCUUUGGUGCAGGACCGUGUUUAUGGGCGCGCACUGCCUUUACUGCCCCGCUAUCAACAGUGAUGGUCGGGCAACAUGUUUCACCGCCGACUGAUUCUCCAGACGCGAAGACCUGGGCUUUGAAAUGCAGAUCUCCUCGUCAUACAUUGACUAGCCGUCAUACAUCGGAGUCGUUUUGCGCGGAAUAGGAGACGUGUGUUUUACAGGGUCACCGUCGAGUCGCGCGUUGGAUGUGUGCGCAAAACCUACCACCUCCUUCCACCCGGACCGGGUCUGGCAACAUUCUACACCUUUUAUUCUAAUGCGGAAACUUGAAGAUACGAGGAAACACCAUGAGAGCAAACAUCUCCCCCAGGCACCGCUGAUCGUCUUUGCACACACACUGUGUCAACGUUUCAAGCAGAAGUUCAAAGCGUUUGGAGUCACCUGGCUGGUCAAGCGUCCGUCUGAUGUCCGUUCUGCUGGCCGGCUGCAGCUAGACAACAAGGUCGUUCCACCAAUGACCUGCCAGUCCUCCGAGCCUCCAGACGCCAUCCAGCAGCAUGACAGACGGGCGGACAGCGACCCGAGGGCUGGAGACUCCGACGAGAAUCGCAUCGCGUCGGCUAUGAAAGAUCUGAAGAACACAGGCUGGUACUGGGGCAGCCUCACGGCUCACGAGGCGAAGGAGAUCCUGCACGACGCCCCCGAGGGGACCUUCCUGGUGCGGGACAGCUCGCAGCGGGACUACCUGUUCACCAUCUCGGCCAUGACGUCGGCCGGCCCCACCAACCUGCGCAUCGAGUUCAAGGACGGCAAGUUCAAGCUGGACUCGGUGGUGCUGAUCAAGCCCAAGCUGCGUCAGUUCGACAGCGUGGUGCUGCUGGUGGAGCACUACGUCCAGCUGUCCCGCAACAGCUCCAAGGCCGGCGGGAGGGACGGCGCCAAGACGGGGGGCGGGGCGGCGGCGGCGGACAACCCUCCGGCGGCGGUGGCGUUGCCGCCGGCGGCGCCCAGCGGCACGGUCCAGCUGCUCCUGACCAAGCCGGUGUACACGGCGGCCCCCGCGCUGCAGCAUCUCUGCCGCGUGUCCAUCAACCGGAGCGCCCGCAGCGUACGGGACCUCCCGCUGCCCAACCGGCUCAAGGACUACCUGACGGACUACGCCUUCAACGUCUGACGGACGGACGGACGGACGGACGGACGGACGGACGGAUGGACGGCGGAGACUGUCCCUGCCUCGCGCAGACCCGGGGGGGAUGGCGAUUGGUUAGGGCGGGCGUGCGCGUGCGUGACACGCGGACGUGCGCACCCUUUGACCGCUGCUUUGAUCGCGAGGGGGGGGCUAGCACUUACAGACUCUGAGAAUGACCACUCAUCUUCAGGAGGAGGAGGAGGAGGAGGAGGAGUGACGGGAGGCAGGCAGUACUGUCCCCCCUUUGAGACACUCCCGGUGGCGUCCUGAGCGUCGUGGGCCCGGGGGGGUCUUUGACCUUUUGAGACUCGUCCCAAAGGAAUAUAAUUAGCAAGAGAAUGAUGACGAUAGAACGGGGGGGGGGGGGGGGCAGGGUCCCGGGCUGUUCUCUGGGUGGGGGGGGGGGCGUCAUUCUUUCCUGGUGAGUCAUUACCGCGGUACCGGGGCUGCUCAGGUUAACCAUAGGGCGUGCGCGGGGCGCUUUUGCACACAUUAUGAGGUCUGUUCAUCGUGGCGUUUGGUGUCUCUGGAGAAAGGCAUCGAACACUGUUUUGUUUGCUUUGAUAUUCCAAGGUUUUUUUCUUCUUCUUCGUCUCUUUCGGACUGUUUUCCACCCGACCCCGUCCCUCCUGCUUUUGUAUCGUGGGUUAACCUUUGAGGCACCAGGUGCUUUACUCGGUCGACAUUGUUUGAGGACGUCCAAAACACUCGACUAAAGAGAGCUCCGGUCUCCUCAGAAGGCCUCUGUUGCUACUGUCCAAUCUCCCUCUGAGGAAUUUAUUUUCUCUUUCUUUUUUCUUCCUCCUGUGUUUCUAAGAAGCGGUGACAUGAGGCCGAGCGGUUCUAUUCAUACUCAUACUGGAGUAGUAUCCAUUAUGCUAGGCUGUACUUCCCGUCAGAUACAGCCACUACAUGCAUUCCUUCUGCCCAUCAUUACAGAAUAAGGAUUGAUACGUUGCACUGACACCAGAUCUCCUGCUAGCCUGUCACAUUACCAACAGUUCCCCCGUGAUUGGAUCUGGGACCAAGACAUUUGGUAAUACACCAGGCAUACAAACGGACAGAAUUACGGCGGUCACAGUAUUGUGACUCACUUUGUUUUUCCUCUAUUGCUGAGGUCAGUUGCUAGGUGAUAUCUUAAUUGGAUAUGUCAGUUGUGAUCGCCUUGGACUAUUAUGAAAUUGUUUUUGUUAAGGCAAAAGAAAAUGCAAAUAUCGGAAUGAAAGAUAAUGUGUUGUUGGUUCAAAAGAAUAAACUGAUAGCUGCUGUUAAGACAAAGGAAGUACAUUUUUCUGAUGGCAAUUAUGUUCUUGUGCUAUAUAUAUAUAUAUAUAUAUUAUUGUUUUGUUUAUGUAAUUGCUCAUCUCUACAGGAUUUUUUCAAUGGUUUAUUUUCUUAUUUUUUAACGCUCUUUAAGAAGUGCCCAAUCAUAGCAUUCAGGCUACACAUCGCUGGGCAAUAAAAAGUCAGGGUGAUUUCUGAAUUAAAUAUUUGGGGCCAGGUGCUAAUUCACUAUCCCAGUAAUGUCCAACCAAAAUAAAGGUAGAAUGGCUGGUCUGUCUGCUCUGAAGUAAGGAAUCCUUGCCCCGCGACGCCACAAAACAGCCAGCUGGUCAGGGAAACAUAAGGUGCGGUAAAAACAAACUGAUCUCUGCUUUGUAUUACUGGAUCUUAAUAACUGUACAGCAUACCUAUGGUCGCGGCAAAACAUUUGGUAAAAGUAUUUAUUGAUUGUGUGCAAAUGUUGUUUUCCUGAUAAAAUAUUUUUUUUUAAACAAAGCCGUACACUAUUGGAACGCAUGCUAUCUCUCCUUGAAAACACGAUGGGGAGUGAAUGUAUUGUGGUGCUGAUCCCUCAGCUGUUGUUUCCUCAUGCGCUUUUGUAGAUGCAGUCUAAAUUGAUUUCACUUUGUGAGGGUUGGGGAGGAGGGGGGGGGGGGGUAUAUACACAGAAGAAAGGCAAAUAAUAAAAGACUGGAAAAUAAAGUCUGAA